Molecule: messenger RNA, 1482 nt
Organism: Knipowitschia caucasica
Lineage: Eukaryota; Metazoa; Chordata; Actinopteri; Gobiiformes; Gobiidae
Source: the annotation of a GenBank genome assembly
AUGACAACAGAGAGGUUAGACAAAAGAGAAGACAAGGAACAACUAGAGAGUGUAGAGCAGGUUACAGGGGUGAGGGAGGUGAGGUCAGAGGAAGGAGGAGCAGAGAGUGUAGAGCAGGUUACAGGGGUGAGGGAGGUGAGGUCAGAGGAAGGAGGAGCAGAGAGUGUAGAGCAGGUUACAGGGGUGAGGGAGGUGAGGUCAGAGGAAGGAGGAGCAGAGAGUGUAGAGCAGGUUACAGAGGUGAGGGAGGUGAGGUCAGAGGAAGGAGGAGCAGAGAGUGUAGAGCAGGUUACAGAGGUGAGGGAGGUGAGGUCAGAGGAAGGAGGAGAAGACAGUGUAGAGCAGGUUACAGGGGUGAGGGAGGUGAGGUCAGAGGAAGGAGGAGAAGACAGUGUAGAGCAGGUUACAGAGGAAUGGAGAGCAGAGGCAGUAGAAGGGCCGAGAGGAAUGAGAGCAGUGGGAACAGAAGGAGUCACCAUCAUAGAGUAUGUGUCUCACAGAGUCACCAUCAUAGAGUAUGUGUCUCACAGAGUCAUCAUCAUAGAGUAUGUGUCUCACAGAGUCACCAUCAUAGAGUAUGUGUCUCACAGAGUCAUCAUCAUAGAGUAUGUGUCUCACAGAGUCAUCAUCAUAGAAGGCGCCAUCAGCCGCACCUGUGGCUCUGCUCCUCCGCACACGGACUGCUUCAGACGGUUUCAGAUCCAAAGGGCCGAGUGCGCCGUCAAAGGUGAGUGUCCCAGUGCGCAUGUGGACAGAGUGGAGCACAGGGACAGGGUGGAGCAUAGGGACAGGGUGGAGCACAGGGAUAGAGUGGAGCACAGGGACAGGGUGGAGCACAGGGACAGGGUGGAGCACAGGGACAGAGUGGAGCACAGGGACAGGGUGGAGCACAGGGACAGAGUGGAGCACAGGGACAGGGUGGAGCACAGGGACAGUGUGGAGCACAGGGACAGAGUGGAGCACAGGGACAGAGUGGAGCACAGGGACAGAGUGGAGCACAGGGACAGGGUGGAGCACAGGGACAGGGUGGAGCACAGGGACAGGGUGGAGCACAGGGACAGUGUGGAGCACAGGGACAGGGUGGAGCACAGGGACAGGGUGGAGCACAGGGACAGGGUGGAGCACAGGGACAGGGUGGAGCACAGGGACAGAGUGGAGCACAGGGACAGGGUGGAGCACAGGGAUAGAGUGGAGCACAGGGACAGGGUGGAGCACAGGGAUAGAGUGGAGCACAGGGAUAGAGUGGAGCACAGGGACAGGGUGGAGCACAGGGACAGGGUGGAGCACAGGGACAGGGUGGGGCACAGGGACAGAGUGGAGCACAGGGACAGAGUGGAGCACAGGGACAGGGUGGAGCACAGGGAUAGAGUGGAGCACAGGGACAGGGUGGAGCACAGGGACAGGGUGGAGCACAGGGACAGCGUGGAGCACAGGGAUAGAGUGGAGCACAGGGACAGAGUGGAGCACAGGGACAGAGUGUAG